Messenger RNA from Chenopodium quinoa (quinoa), 2757 nucleotides. Its product is annotated as stachyose synthase-like. The transcript is spliced from 4 exons. The coding region runs from base 1 to 2610 and encodes 869 amino acids. The record is from RefSeq and is a predicted model, not a curated record. Lineage: Eukaryota; Viridiplantae; Streptophyta; Magnoliopsida; Caryophyllales; Amaranthaceae.
AUGGCUCCUCCAAAUAACCCAAUUGUACCCAAAUUCAGCCUAACUAGAGCUGAUUCUUUAGACCAAUAUUUCAGUUUAUCUGAUGAUGGAAAAUUCAGUGUAAAAGGUGUAACCUUGCUGUCUGAAAUCCCUAGCAAUGUCUCCUUCACUGAGUUCAACUCAAUCUGUAACUACUCUGAAUCAGAUGCUCCUUUUCCUCUCCUUCAACGUGUACAAUCCACCUCUCAUCGAGGCGGGUUCUUCGGGUUUGAUGUCGAAGAACCCGCUGAUAGGAUGAUAAACUCCCUAGGAAAAUUUCAUGACAGGAGUUUCCUAAGCAUAUUUAGGUUCAAGACAUGGUGGUCUACUCAAUGGGUAGGAAAAUGUGGGUCUGAUUUACAAAUGGAGACUCAGUGGAUGUUGCUCGAAAUACCCGAGGUUAAGGCAUAUGCUCUCAUUGUGCCUUUGAUUGAGGGUGGUUUUAGGGCUGCCCUUAACCCUGGGGAUGAUGGUCAUGUGAUGCUUUGUGCCGAAAGCGGUUCGAGUAAGGUUAGGGAAUCAACCUUUAAGGCCAUAGCUUAUGUUCAUGUUUGUGACAACCCUUAUAAUAUAAUGAAAGAGGCUUUUAGUGCUAUAAGGGUACACCUUAACACAUUUAAGGUCUUAGAAGAGAAGGGUACCCCUAGUAUUUUGGAUAAGUUUGGUUGGUGUACUUGGGAUGCUUUUUACUUGUCUGUUGAGCCUAAGGGUGUGUUUCAUGGAGUGGAUGAGUUUUCUAAAGCCGGUCUUUCGGUUCGGUUUUUGAUCAUUGAUGAUGGGUGGCAAAGUGUUAAUUGUGAUGAGGAUGAUGACUUAGAUGAAGAUAGGAAGAGUCUUGUUCUUGGUGGGGAGCAAAUGACUGCAAGACUUCAUAGGUUUGAAGAAGGAGAAAAGUUUAGGAAAUAUAAAGGUGGUUUGUUGUUAGGGCCUAAUUCUCCCCCUUACAACCCUAUGAAGCCUAAAAUGAUCAUCUCGAAAGCUAUCGAAAUCGAGCAUGCUGAGAAGGAUCGUAAGAGGGCUAUUCAAUCAGGUGACACCGAUUUGUCUACCCUCGACGACAAGAUUCAAAUGUUAAAGCAAGAGCUAGAUGAGUUGAUGGGAGGAGAAAACGAAAACAAACACGAAAAUGAAGCAAGUGAUCAUAAUAGUAGUAGUGAUGAAGUUGAGGAAUAUGGUAUGAAGGCUUUUACUAAGGAUCUUAGGACUAAGUUUAAAGGAUUGGAUGAUAUUUGGGUAUGGCAUGCUCUUUGUGGCGCUUGGGGCGGUGUUCGGCCUGAAACAACACAUCUUAAUGCAAGUGUAAUACCUUGUAAAUUGUCACCUAGUUUAGCUGGAACAAUGGAUGAUCUUGCUGUUGAUAAAAUUGUUGAAGGUGGAAUUGGACUUGUUCAUCCUGAUCAAGCUGCUGAGUUAUAUGAUUCUAUGCAUUCCUACCUUGCUAGUGUUGGAAUUACUGGUGUUAAAGUUGAUGUUAUUCAGACACUUGAAUAUGUAUCUGAGCAAUUUGGAGGUAGAGUAGAGCUUGCAAAGAAAUAUUAUGAUGGACUGUCCAAAUCUUUGGAGAAGAACUUCAAUGGUACCAACCUUUUAUCUAGCAUGGAGCAAUGCAAUGACUUCCUAUUGCUUGGAACCAAACAAAUAUCCAUGGGAAGAGUCGGUGAUGAUUUUUGGUUCCAAGAUCCAAAUGGAGACCCAAAUGGGGUGUUUUGGCUACAAGGUGUACAUAUGAUCCAUUGCUCAUAUAACAGCUUAUGGAUGGGUCAGAUAUUCCACCCUGAUUGGGACAUGUUCCAAAGUGAUCACGUCUGUGCUAAGUUCCAUGCUGGCUCUCGCGCCAUCUGUGGUGGACCGAUCUAUGUUAGCGACUCGCUAGGAGGUCAUGACUUUGAUCUCCUAAAGAAGUUGGUUCAUCCUGAUGGAACCAUCCCCAAAUGUCAAAACUUUGCUCUGCCAACUAGGGAUGUUCUGUUCAAGAACCCUCUCUUUGAUCAAGAAUCUAUUCUUAAGAUAUGGAACUUCAAUAAGUAUGGAGCUGUUAUUGGAGCAUUUAACUGCCAAGGAGCAGGGUGGGACAGGCAGGAAAGAAGGAUAAAGGGGUACAAGGAAUGUUACAAAACUAUGGAAGGUGCAGUACAUGUGAAGGAUAUAGAAUGGGACCAAACAUUGGAAGGUCUAGAAAUGGGGUUUGCUGAAGAGUAUGUUGUGUACCUUAACCAAGAAGACUCACUCCACUUGGUGACUCUCGAAUCCGACCCAAUCCAUGUCGUGUUGGACCCCUCAUCUUUCGAAAUUUUCAGCUUUGUCCCGGUCAAGGUGCUAGGACAAGAUGUCAAAUUCGCGGCAAUUGGUCUAACCAACAUGUUCAAUAGUGGAGGUACGAUCCAAGAACUCGAGUUUAUGGACUCGAGUGCUAAGAUGAAGAUCAAAGGAGGAGGGUGUUUGUUGGCCUAUUCAAAUGAGGAACCAAAGAAGUGCAUUGUGAAUGGUGAGGAAGUGGCAUUUGAAUGGUCUAAUGAUCAAAACAAGUUGGUGUUUGAUUUGUCAUGGAUUGAAGAGGCUGAUGGUGUUUCUGAAGUCAUUGUUCAAUAUUGAUGAAAAACUGUAUUAAUAAUUCUUUUUGGUUUUUGUAAUUUGGUUUUGUUUAUGUUUCAUGAGUGAAGAUUGUAAUUUUUGACUUUUUUUUAAAAAAAAAAUUGUAUGGAAAAAAAAAUAUAUGAAAAGGGAAUAUUUAUUGUAUCA